Molecule: messenger RNA, 2328 nt
Organism: Acanthosepion pharaonis
Lineage: Eukaryota; Metazoa; Mollusca; Cephalopoda; Sepiida; Sepiidae
Source: the annotation of a GenBank genome assembly
AUGGCCACUUUAAGAAACACUGGGGUACAAACACAAGACCUUGAAUAUGACAAACCACCACUUUUAAAUGUGUGGAAACGGGAAGAUGUGUUUACAGCUGCCAAAAGUGAAGUCUACAUGAUUUUUCGGUAUGGAAUGGAAAGCAGACAGCUCUUCCGAAAUGCUUGGGUCUUGGAACAGAAGAUCAUUGAAAACUAUGGCGGCAAAUUCCUUGGUUUUUCCAAUAAAGUGACAGCCUUGGAGGAUUCCAGUUGGCCUGCUGACUACUGCAUUACUCUCCUGACUUUUCGCAGUGCUGAUCAUGCAACACGUUGGAUGAACAGUGACCGCAUAUUCAAGCAGCAGGACAUGGAAUACGAGGCCUUCAUGGUUCCUCUUCAGUACAUCCCAACUUUAGAAUAUCGCACAUUUGCCUUCAUGGAAGUGAAAGUGCCUGCAAAUGAUGAACUGGUGAGCCAGUUUGAAAAGGAUUAUGUCUGUCCAGCUGCAGCCCUGAUGGAUAAUUUACAUGUGGCUCAUGGUGUUGUGGCCUCAAAUAUGAUCACCCACUUCAGACAGAUCCAUUGGGAUUUCCAUGGGAAAACUCUUGUUAUACACCAGUUUAGGUCACCAGAACAUUUCUAUUGCUUUUAUCAAAAUGAGGCUUACCAAGAUUUGAUCAAAAUAAGGAAUAACAUGUACCAAACAAACCUCAUUAUGUUUUCCUUGAUUGAUGACCCACCAUUGAAAAUCAGAAAAAGUCUCCCAAGCGGCGUGUUUCGCGUAUAUUUACGCUCGCAUUUUAAAGGAUAUAUAAUUUGUAGUCGAAUAUUAUCUUCAGAAUUCCUGCAUUAUGGAAGCCUUGAAGAGAAAGAACGACAGAAUCUAAAUUCAGAGAAUGACUCCCAGAGUAAGACAUCAAGUGCAAUUGAAGCUGGUAUAGCUGCUGGAAAUAUUAAUAUUUCUGAUGGGUCAGCUUUUGAAAUUGAUGAUGAGCCGAGUGAAAGUCAAGCAGAACUGUUGGCUGAAUUUGAACGCAGGAAAAGGGCUCGUCAAAUUCAAGUAUCCACUGAUGAUGUUGAAGUGAAAGCUACCAUGCGACAAUUAGGAGAACCUAUUUGUCUGUUUGGGGAAGGCCCUGCUGAUCGUCGAGAACGUCUGCGUCAACUUUUGGCACAGAUUGGAGAAGACACAGUGAAGAAGAAGAAAAUUGAACAAGCAGAACAAAAGAAGAAAAAAGAAGAGGAAAACAUCACAUGGUACCACGAAGGAUCGGAAACAUUAAAAGAAGCUCGUUACUGGCUGGCUCUAUAUUCUGUUCCCAAAGCCAAUGCCAGAAUCAAACUGCAGAAAGAGGUGAAAAACUUGCCCAAGGCCCAAAGGGAUGCUAAACUCCAUGAUUUGCACAAAAGAAUUCGGUCUGUCUCAAAUGAAUGCAGUCAAAUUGGUGAUGAUCGUCCAUUGUCUUUUUGUCAAUUCAGUCCUGAUUCAAGUAUGCUGGCUGUUGCAUCCUGGUCUGGCUUGUGCAAACUCUGGUCUGUUCCUGAUUGUAAUUUGAUACGUGUCCUACGAGGCCAUAAUUGUCAUGUUGGCUCCAUCGUCUUCCACCCACAGGCCACCCUGAGUAUGGAGAACACUGCCUGUUGCAUGGCUUCCUGUGGGCAAGAUGGUUCAGUAAAACUUUGGAAUCUCAUUAGUGACGAACCAGUUGCUGACAUUGAGGGUCAUGCACCUUACAGGGUUUCCCGACUGGCCUACCACCCAUCUGGAAGAUUUCUUGGAUCUUGUUGUUUUGACAAUUCUUGGCGUCUGUGGGAUUUAGAGGUCCAGGAGGAAAUUCUUCACCAAGAAGGUCACAGUAAACCUGUCUACUGUAUAUCAUUUCAAAAUGAUGGUGCAUUGGCUUCAACUGGAGGACUGGAUGCAUUUGGACGAGUGUGGGACUUAAGGACAGGAAGGUGUAUAAUGUUUUUGGAAGGACAUUUGAAAUCUGUCUUAGAUAUUGACUUUAAUGUUGAUGGCUAUCAUAUUGCUACAGGAAGCGAGGACAACACAGCCAGAAUAUGGGACAUUCGUCAACGCAGAUGUGUCUACACAAUCCCAGCGCAUACAAACCUUGUGUCUCACGUCAGAUUUCAACCCAACCAUGGGAAUUACCUUGUGACCUCUUCCUACGACAACACAGCAAAGAUCUGGACCCACCCUACUUGGUCUCCAAUGAAAACAUUAGCAGGACAUGAAGGGAAAAUUAUGGGCCUGGACAUUUCACCUGACUUGAAGUACUUGGCAUCAUCAUCAUAUGAUCGUACCUUUAAAUUGUGGGCAUCGGAGGUAACAGGAGGCUUGUGA